Molecule: messenger RNA, 848 nt
Organism: Tachysurus vachellii
Lineage: Eukaryota; Metazoa; Chordata; Actinopteri; Siluriformes; Bagridae
Product: stonustoxin subunit beta-like
Exons: 3
Coding region: 73-657 (194 amino acids)
Source: RefSeq, a predicted model, not a curated record
AAUCCCUUCAAUUGAUUUGUUAUUUUUAAAGAUAGCGCUGACAUUGAAUGUCAAAAGUCAGCAUCCUUGAACAUGGCUUCUGUACAAGAACAUAUAAUAGAAACUGCAGCCCUGGGGAGGCCGCUUCAGCUGGGAAUGCUGUACGACUGCAGAAAAGAUUCAAUAGUACCAGGAAUAACACUUUGGGAUCAACAACAGCUGCAGCAUAACACAAAUGUUAUUCCGCAACAUAACACAGAGUUCACAGUUGUAAAUUCAGACACAACUGAAGAAAAAUCUAAACAACUGAAAGUUGAUGGUGAACUGAAACUGAGUCUUUUGAGCGGGAAUGUCAGUGUUAGUGGUGCAGCCAGGUAUUUCAAUGAUACUAAAAAGUCAUUUAUACAACAAAGGUUGACGCUGCAUUAUAAGACAAUCACCAGAUUCGAGCAUUUGACUAUGAAACAUCUGGCACAAGGACAAAUCAAUCACCAUGAGCUGUUUGAUCAUGAUAUGGCAACACAUGUGGUUGUAGCAGUUUUGUAUGGAGCAGAUGCCUACUGUCAGGACUCUGCCUGGACUUUGGCCAUGUGCCUUUUGUUUAUGUUUCAUGUUCACGUGUCUGCCCCGCCCUUGUCUUUUCCGCCCCGCCUCUGCACACCUGCCCCUUAUGUUUAAUGAUUAUUUGUAUUAUUUAAUUGAGCCGCGUUGCCUCGUGCAGCGCGGAAUCCUAUUGUCUUCUGUACUUGUCUUCAUGUCUGGUUUUGUCUGUGUCCUGUUUUGUGUCUUUAAUUUAUUAAAUCCCUGUUUUUCUUAAGCUGUCCUGCAUUUGGGUCCGUUUUUAUUCCGCCUCUCUGACAGAAGGAUUC